Messenger RNA from Sitophilus oryzae (rice weevil), 1816 nucleotides. RefSeq names its product neurogenic protein big brain (gene bib). The record is from RefSeq and is a predicted model, not a curated record. Gene Ontology annotation, biological process: transmembrane transport. Gene Ontology annotation, cellular component: plasma membrane. Lineage: Eukaryota; Metazoa; Arthropoda; Insecta; Coleoptera; Curculionidae. The transcript is spliced from 4 exons. Gene Ontology annotation, molecular function: water channel activity. The coding region runs from base 89 to 1756 and encodes 555 amino acids.
UUGAGCCAUCCGAUGAUUCCAGUUUGUGUCCUUCAACUCGAAGGACCCUCCGACUCUUCCGCAGUUUACUUUUAGCGCGAAAUUUAAAAUGACGGAAGAUAAUUUAAAUUUCGACGUGGAAAAUAUAGAGUUUCAUAUAAUAACGCUGUUCGAAAAAUUGGAAGUUAUCAAGAAGGAAAAAUUAGCUGAGUUGGGGGCUUCGAAAAAAAUUGCGGUGCGUGUCGAGCUAAGGACUUUGGAGUUUUGGAAAUCGGUCAUAUCGGAAUGUUUAGCUUCUUUUAUUUAUGUUUUUAUCGUUUCUGGCGCUAAUGCAGCGUCCAGGAUGGGCAGUACCUCACCAUCCAAUAUUUUUAUGGUGACAUCAAUGUCGUCAGGGUUAACAAUGAUGUUUUUGACGCAAUUUUUUGGAAAUAUUUCAGGUGCCCAUAUAAAUCCAGCAGUUACCAUUGCAAUGGGCGUAAUCAAAAGAAUAUCUGUGCUCAGAUCUUGUUUGUUUAUUCUAGCUGAAUGUGGUGGUGGAAUUGCAGGAGCUGCAUUUUUGUACGGGGUUACCGUUCCAGGAUACCAUAGUUACCAGGACAAUCUCUCAUCGGCAAUUGGACAUCCAACAAAUAUCUUUACGUCCUUGGAACGGUUUGGCAUUGAGUUUACACUCACUUUUCUAGUCGUAUUCAGCUACUUUAUUGCAAUGGACACGUAUCGCAAAUACACAGGCAGUGGAGCUCUUACAAUUGGCGCUGCUUAUUGCGCCUGCUCCUUUGUUUUUAUGCCAUAUUUGAACCCUGCACGAGCUCUAGGCCCAUCGUUUGUGCUUAACAAAUGGGAAGCACACUGGGUUGACUGGCUAGGACCAAUUUGUGGUGGAAUCGCGUCCGGGCUAUGUUUCGAGUACAUCUUUAAUCCAAAUCGCGUGAAAAAAGUAAAACAGCCACGCGAAGAUGAGACUUCAAGCAUUCCUUCUGAUGAUGAGUUAAAUUAUGAUGACUUGGACAAACCCCAUAUACCUAAAUUCCAUGGUUCAACAUACAACACAUAUAGAUCUGCUACUGGCAUUGAAGCGAGAACUAAUUAUUGUGCUAGUUUGUUUUCCGCACCCCCAGCUAGACUAGAAAGGGUUGAGUCCAUAUAUGGGGGUACAAAGUCCUUAUGCAGAAGCCCACCCUUAACCAGGGCUAAUUUGAAUAGGUCUCAGUCGGUUUACACUAAAUCUAACACAGCAGUUAACAAGGAACUUCUGCCCAAGCCUGGUCCCUUGGUGCCUGCGCAAUCUCUUUAUCCCAUGCGCUUGAACCAGCAAAACCAUUUGCAAAAUCAAAAUGUGCAUAACCAAAUGCAACAAAGAUCGGAUAAGUACAUUGCCCGUGGCAUUACUCCUGGUACUAGUACUUCGAGAACCGACAACUACGGAACUUCGGAGAGGCAGAACAGGGAUUACUCAACAAAUGAGAGGCCGCGGAGGGAUAACUAUGCUCCCACGGAAAGCGCGUAUGGUACAAGAAAUAAUCCUGCUUCUAGUUCGGACAGCAGUGAGAAUAAUCCUCCUCAAAGGACUAGAAGGCCGGAAUCAGUUUACGCUAUGUUAGGUUCGCAAGCUAGAAGUGUACAGCAAAAGCAAAACGGGAGUCAGUAUCCGGAGGGGAGAAGUGUUGUUGGUGGAAAUACACAAGUACCUAGGUCGUCCCAGAACAGCCAAAUUUUAACUAGCAACUCGAACGCUUCAUAUCAUCAUCAGCAUUCGCCAAAUCCACAGUAUUAAUUUGUUAUGAUUUUCGGGAAGGGAAACAAAAAUACCUUAUUUAUCACAUUUUUUGAUAAA